Molecule: messenger RNA, 453 nt
Organism: Diabrotica balteata
Lineage: Eukaryota; Metazoa; Arthropoda; Insecta; Coleoptera; Chrysomelidae
Source: the annotation of a GenBank genome assembly
AUGUACAAUGGAAAUGAAGAUACUAGUGCAAUAUCAGUGAAAACAGUAAUGGGCAGAAUCAGACAUUUCUUGGAAUUUGACCAAAUCCUGGUACCACCAACACUGGAAAAAUUUCUAGACCCGUCAGGAAAAUCUCCCAAAAAACACAAAGAGCACAGAAACUCUACAAAAAAGUUCGCAGAUAAUACAGUCCGUCCAGGUUACAGUCCAGAUUCACAGUUUGCUUGCCGACAUUGCGGAAAACGGUACAAAUGGAAGUCAACGAUGAGGAGGCACGAACAAGAUGAAUGCGGCGAUCAAGAGCCUAAAUUUCAGUGCCCUUUUUGUCCGUACAAAGCCAAACAAAAAGGGAAUUUAAGAGUGCAUAUUAAAAAGCACCAUCCGAUUGGUUCUGCUGCAGCCGCUUUUGUUCAAGAAGAAAAGUCUGAUAUAAACCAAAACGUUCAAAAUUGA